Molecule: messenger RNA, 700 nt
Organism: Danio aesculapii
Lineage: Eukaryota; Metazoa; Chordata; Actinopteri; Cypriniformes; Danionidae
Gene: sf3b6
Product: splicing factor 3b, subunit 6
Exons: 4
Coding region: 116-493 (125 amino acids)
Cellular component (GO): nucleus; ribonucleoprotein complex; cytoplasm
Molecular function (GO): mRNA binding
Source: RefSeq, a predicted model, not a curated record
ACUGCGUCCGUCUAACGAUCCAAAGUGCGUACAUGUCCAGCUUGUGCUAGCUUGCUUUUUAUUCCUACAGUUAGAGUGUUUUUUCUCAGAAAGUUCCCUUUAAACAAAUCCAGCCAUGGCGAUGCAAGCAGCUAAACGAGCGAAUAUUCGUUUACCUCCAGAGGUAAACAGGAUAUUAUAUAUCCGUAACCUUCCUUACAAGAUCACUGCCGAAGAGAUGUAUGACAUCUUUGGAAAGUACGGGCCUAUUCGUCAAAUCAGAGUUGGGAAUACACCAGAGACCAGAGGCACAGCCUAUGUUGUAUAUGAAGACAUCUUUGACGCCAAAAAUGCCUGCGAUCAUCUUUCAGGAUUCAACGUCUGCAACAGAUACUUGGUUGUGUUGUAUUAUAAUGCAAACAGGGCUUUCCAAAAAAUGGACACAAAGAAAAAGGAGGAGCAGCUGAAACUUCUCAAAGAGAAGUACGGGAUAAAUACAGACCCACCAAAAUAGUCAUCAUGGAUAUUUUUUUAACUCUGUUCUAUCUUGCACCCAUCUCAUUUUCACUUUACUGCUUUAGGUAAUACUUGUUUAAAAGAAAUUACUGUUUGACCAUUGUUAAUUGCUUGAUCUGAAGUCUUUUGGUUGACCUAAUUUCUUAUUCAAUUAAUUUUCUAUUGAUAUUGAAUAAAAUGAUAUUUGUUCAUCAGGGUUUGUUUU